AUGGCGGGGCCCCCAGGAGUACCGUUUGUAGGUGCCUCGGGUACCCAACAUGCGAGCAGUUCGAUGGUGGGCCCUCCUGGGGGCCCCCCUCUCCCUAGGGGCCCCCAAGGUCCCCCAAUGGGUGGUGUACCAUUUGGUCCACGUAUGGGUGGAGGCCCCCCUCCAGCAGGUGGUGGUGUAGGUAUGGGGGGCCCCCCUCCAUUUGGUGGGGGCCCCCCUCCUUCUAUGGGUGCUGGAGGUGGUCGUCCCCCAAUGGGUGGGGCGCCAGGUAUGGGUGGUGGUGGGCCGCCUCCAUCAAUGGUAGGGGGCCCCCCAAUGGGUGGUCCAGGUAUGGGAGGUGGUGGGGGCCCCCCUCCCCCAAUGAUGGGUGGUGGUGGUCCAGGUAUGGGUCCUCCACCACCAGUAUCAGGAGGAGGAGGAGGAGGAGGAGCUCCUCCUCCAAUAGCAGCAGCAGCAGCAGCAGCAGCAGGAGGGGCCCCUCCAACACCUACAGCAUGGGGCCCCGUGGCACCAGAAAUGGCUGCAGUGGGUAUGACGGCAUUAAAUCUUAAGAGGCUCCGCUAUUUACAGCCUAAGCCUGUAGAUAAUAAUAUUCCUCCUAAUUGUACUAUUUAUAUAUCUAAUAUAAAUGAUAGAGUUAAGCUACAAG
Eimeria maxima is the source of this 649-nucleotide messenger RNA. RefSeq names its product small nuclear ribonucleoprotein U1A, putative. The transcript has a single exon. The record is from RefSeq and is a predicted model, not a curated record. The annotation marks the transcript as partial. Lineage: Eukaryota; Apicomplexa; Conoidasida; Eucoccidiorida; Eimeriidae.